GUUCAACCCCACAGCAACUAUUUGCACAUUAAUAGGUAGUUAGAACAAAUUUACCCCGCGAUGACAUCAACCCAAGUGUUGGAACGAUGUAUCUUUUGCAAGAUCGCCACCGGUAAAGAUCCGAGCACUUCGAUAGUGUACGAAAAUGAACGGAUUUGCAUUUUCAAAGACAUCCGUCCGGCAGCGGACCACCAUCUGCUGGCCAUACCCAAGUACCAUGUGGAUGACACCCGGUCGUUGACGGCUGCCGAGCGACCUCUCUUGGAGGAAAUGCGAGUUGAGUUGGGAAAUGUUCUGACCGGCCAGUACCAGAUCGAUCUGUCCCAGGCAAUCUUCGGCUUCCACAUUCCACCGUUCACGACGGUCAAGCACCUGCAUAUGCACGGUAUCGCUCCGGUUGGCAGUAUGGGAUUCAUUUCGAGAAUGAUCUUCAAGCCCAAUACGAUGUGGUUCAAUACGACUGAAGCAGUUAUGGAUCGAAUUCCAUCGGUUUCGCAGGACGAAACAACGGCUCAGUGAUUGUUCCGUCGGGACGCUUUGUUGUUAUUGUUGCUAUGUUAUUAGCUUGAGAAGCUUUAAUCCAGCAAUGAUAUGCUAUUAUUCAUUUGUUAUCACAUCUCCCAGGGGACAGUAGUACUAGUAGGUACGAUGGAUCUCUACGAUUCACAUAGAAAGUGGUUAUUUUUAAGACCAUCGUGAACACAUAUUUUCUUUUGUGUUGAGUAAAUGCAGAGCCUGUAGGAUUCCAUUUCAGUCUUUCCAUAAUUGGCAUACCUAAUUUGAAAAUGAGAGUGUCGGAAUUUUAAGAAGCUUUCCCUUGACCUGUUUGAAAUUAAACUUAAUACAUUUUUCAGCUACCCAUUUGCAUGUAGUUUAAAAUUUACGUUUGAUAUUUGAUAAGGGUCGAGACAGUUUCAAUCAGUUGCCACCAAUUUGUCCCAUUUUACGGUAUUGAUGAUUU
Molecule: messenger RNA, 961 nt
Organism: Ochlerotatus camptorhynchus
Lineage: Eukaryota; Metazoa; Arthropoda; Insecta; Diptera; Culicidae
Product: adenosine 5'-monophosphoramidase HINT3
Exons: 3
Coding region: 61-519 (152 amino acids)
Molecular function (GO): catalytic activity
Source: RefSeq, a predicted model, not a curated record